AUGGUCCAUGAGAACUCACCAUCAGAUUUGAACGCAACUAUGACAUACAUACAAUUUCCACCAGAUAACACAUCUCCAUGUCCUGGAGGGAUCUCUACCGGAUUUGUUGUGGCCUUAAUAGAGGGUAUCAUACUGGUUAUCAUUGGCGCAAAUGCUGCCUUUCAAUUCUAUUCGAAGAAGCGAGUUCAAAUCUACAGUGCGUCCGGAAGAGAGGGUGAAGAGAAUCUUGGUAUUGAUAAUGAGGAGUGA
This is a messenger RNA of Ostertagia ostertagi, 249 nucleotides long. The record is from the annotation of a GenBank genome assembly. Lineage: Eukaryota; Metazoa; Nematoda; Chromadorea; Rhabditida; Trichostrongylidae.